UGGUCUAUUUCAGUAGGACUUCUUUGUACUAGACUGCAUUGUGUCUAGUUUUCUGUACAUCCACAAGACUGUAUUCUUGUCUUCAGUCUCCAUUCUACAGAAGACUGCAUGUAAUAGAUGGGUGUAGCCACUGAGACAUCACCCAUUGGUUUGUGCAUCUUUGUUUUUUUAGCCUUUAGUUUGAUAUUUGUCUGUUAACAUCCUUAUAUUUUAAAAACCCAACAUAAAGAACCAGUAGUUGAUCUCACUGAGAACUGAAGAACACUAUGGACAACCAUAAAGUAGCUACUAAUCAUUCAUAAAGGUAGCCAUGUCCUACAACACGCUCUGCUUUAUUGUCUAUUUAAACUCUAAAUGAGACCAUCAUUUACAAAAUUACCAUCAUGCUGAAAUGAAGGAGAUGUGAAAGUAGAGGCCAUAAAUGUUAAAUGUUCACUGAGGUAAUAAUUUAAGUAAGAGGGCGAGUCACGUCCAUACAAUCUGACUCCUUUUUGCACUCAGAUGAGCUGCUGUCUGCUGGCUGUUAAUGUUUAAUGCAGGCCAUAGCUUCCCUUUUCAGACCCAGAGGCUAUGCCCAUGUUUUACACCCUGCCUCUUGGUACAGUCAUGCUAGCUGGUGUUUAAAGUUGCAUUCAGGCAGAGUGGUGCUUUGAUCUAGCGUGCUCACAAUCAUAUGUGCACCAUCGUGGCCUUGGACACUCUUAACAUUUGCCAAUACGAAUUAAGUACAGCUGAUGUGAAAGUCAUUAGGUUAACCCAUAAACAAAAGCAUGAGACAAGUUAUAACCUUGACCCGACUGCAUUCAAUUAGAGCCGCAGGCCACAAGAGACAGGUUUUUAUCUCUGAUGCUCAUUUUCCAUCUUUCUGUCACAGUCUUUGUUCACACUGUUUGUCACUGCAGACCUUUUAAACUUCUUAAAGCAGAGCCAGCACAGCUGAAACUAACAUUAACAUGACUUUGUUCUCAUUAUCAAUGGUUACGUCAACUGUGGGAAAGCCUACAUUUUGAAAUAGUUUAUUCUUAUCUAAGACAAGGCAGCUUAACCCUCUGAGCCCAAAAACCCAUCACAGGACUUUGAAAGACGUGUUAUCUUUUUAAAAGUUAUCAUAACUACAAACUGCAAAAACAAAGUGAAUCAGCUUUUCAGUGGUCCUUAAACUACUCAGCUGUGAUGUCCCAUUCCAUUGGAAAACUUAACCAAAACUAAGCUUAGAAUCCAGACAUUUCAUGAGAAUAAAUUUAGUCGACAUGUUUAACAAAAUAUCUACCAUUUACACUUAGCAGAUUUUGUAAAAGCUACAAAAUUCCAUACUACCCAGCGCAACUGUGAAGCCGUGAUUGCCUGAUAGCUGUGAUUAACGAUAAGAUGACAACAAAUUCAGGGAGUUUUUUGCUGAGGUGCAAGCUACGUGUACACCGAGUAGAAGGUCAACAAUUAAGUAAACAUUAAAAAUGUAAGUAGUUAAAUAUAUAUAUAGUAUGUAGAGUCACUGUUUUUUUACAGUUUAGUUACACUCAUGGGCACUUGACAAAAUACUGUCCAUGUCAAUUCCAUUUUUUCCCAAAAAAUAAAAAAGGUACAUAAAUAAUUAAAUAAAUUCAACUUAAAAAAAACAAAACAUUUAUGGCAAUAUAACGGUGUGAUACUGGACAAACACUAUUUUAAAUUUUCUCUAAUUCCAGCCCUGACUGUUUCCAUAAAAGCUAACCUUAAAAUCAAGAUAUUUCAUCAAAAUAACUUUAGUCUACUUGUCUCAUUAAAAAAUCACCCACAAUAUGCUAAAUAGAUUCUGUAAAAAAUAACAAAUAAAAAAUGUUCUGUGCUCCUUAUGCAAUUAAAAUCCAGUCUGUUUUUACACAGAGAAUGCAGUAGAAAUUGAAAAUGCUGCGUAAGUAGUAAAAUACCUAUAGUGUGUAAAGCCACCAUUUUUUCCCAGUACUGGUAACACACAUGGGCACUUGGGGAAAAAACAAUCAAAAGAGCUUCUUUUUUUAAAGUGAUUUAUAGCAUUUUAACAGUUUUAUACUGCACAAAAGACAUUCUUGGCUUGUCUCUGCUUCAUGCUUGAGGUGCAGGACUUUAUGCUGCAGUGAACACCUGGAAACUGCUCAGAGGGUUCAAAGGAGGGGAAAAUGCAGCAACCGAUUUGAAUUCAAAGUGGCAUCAAGGAAGAAGUUUAAAAAGUCUGACGAAACAAAGUCACCAACAUAUUGGACAGUAUGUCCCUCCUGCCCUGAGCCAGUAGAUGGCAGCAGUUUGUACUAAGAUGGAAGCAAAAGAUGUUUCUCUUUCCACUGGCAGAAACACACACACACACUGAACACCCUCUAACCGUCUUUCCCAUGAUGUCAUAGCCAAGAGCCGGCAUGGGAAUAUCUGUCGCAUCCACUUAGUUUCCUGCUGCCUCCCAUCUCCGUGUGAGUGUGCGUGCUACAGUACCUAUAGUUUUGGAACAGUUGGCCACAGGCUGGUCACGGCCACCAGUGUGAUCUGUAACUGAAAUUGUCAGACUGUGAAUAAUUAUCUUAAUUUCUCGCAGUCCUUUUUCACAUACACAGAAAUACACUGCAGGACGAGGAGAUCUUCCAGCUUUAGUUUGCGGUCUGUGUGUUCUUGCCAAGAACAGCAGAACAUUUUGCCUCUAUUUUGGACGUGUGUUUCUUGCAUGUGGAGAGUUUGCGGUGCCACUGAGUGCUUUUGCAUUUCUUUGUCUCCUUUUUGGCAUCUCCCUUUUUUUUUUUUUUUAAAGCAGCCUCUUCUUCCCAGGUAAAGACAGAGACUGGUGGAGAGGGAGGGAAAGAGGUGGUUUCAAAAUGCCCAGCAGAAGGACAACUUCCUCCAACCCCAUCCUUCCCUCUCAGUCUCCACCGCCUCCACCUCCAAGGCCUCCUCCUCGCUCACGCUGCAAAUCCAAGUCACCCUUGUCUCGCUCCAGCCACACAACCCCAAAAAGAGCCUUGGAUCUGGACAAAAUCGGGGGGAAUUCUGACCCUGAGGACGCCAGGCAAAACCGUGGAGGUUCCCGAGACCUGCGGGGCUCCCAGGGGUCCGAGCUGGACAGGAAGUGGGAGGGUGUGGCACUGGAGCUGCGUUGCCGUGGCAGCAGGAUGAGGUCAGCCGUGUACCAGACUUCAGACCUGCCCUCCAUGGUCAAAGCCAAGAGACAGCUGGGGCAGAGUGAGGGCAAAGGACAGAUAGACCGGAACAAGCUGAAGGCCACUUUUGUCUGAGAAGCUGACUCACAGACUGUCUGGCCUGCUGACGUCGUCUGUCUGACCACACUGAUGGUCUUUGCAGCGACUGAAACCGUGUCUCAGUUGAAAAUCGAGGCGAAGGGCCCAGAGUCAACAUCGGUGCAGCUGCUCCAAGGCUCCCGACUGAGCGCUGCUAUUAGGAGAUGACAGGAGGAGAUUAAUCAAAAGCUGUGUCCCAAUUCCAUACAACACACUCAGCAAGUACAGAGCAUGGAGGGAAUAUAUUAACUAAAGCACGACAUUAAGCACUUCAACUGCAGUUCAGAGGGAAAUAUUACGCUUUCACUCCACUGUAUGUAGCUAUCUCUUCAGGUAAUUACUUCACAUGUUAAGUAUUGUAAUAUUUUAAAAAUUAUGCAUUUUUUUAGAUUGUAAUGCCCAUAAAGAAGUUAAAUUUUGCUCCAGCUUGAUCAUACUGUAAAGCAAAAUAACAUUAUUUUCAACUAUUAACAAGUGUUAGUUAUUUUAGAUAUUUAGUGUUUUGUUCAAUUACAGAUAACUGGCAAAAUUAUAGAAAAAGGACCAAUUUAGAUGGUAACCAUUGAAAACCAGGCCAAAAUUGUAAAUAAUGUCCACAAUGAAAGCAGUAUUUUUACAAAUGGUUCUUUUACAACACUUAACAAUGACUAACUUGGUUCUUUUAACUCAGCAAAAAUAUAUUUAUUUUACAGAUUUCUGCCAUUAUUUGAGGAAAAAGUAUACAUUUUCAGGAUUUAAAAAAAAAUAAUUUAAAUGAUUUUUUAAAAAUAGUUUUUAGAUGUUAUUUUACAGCUUUCCCUGUUUUGGCAAAUCACAACUAAUCACCAAUGAAAAUGUAUGAAUUUACAUGAAACUACAAAAAACAGGCAGACACUAAAUAAUGUCCAUGUCAAAAAAAUAGUAUUUGUGUUAAAAAUCAGUUAUUUUAAUCAACAAAAAUAGCUUUAUUUUACAGAUAUGUACUGUUACUUGAAAGGAAAGAUUUGAAAAUAUUAAAUAAUUUUUCACCAAUUUUACAGUUUUUUCCUGUUUGGUAAAUUAUAAAUGAUAUCUAGUAAAAUCAUAGAAAAAGUAUGAAUUUGGUUGUGAAACAAAACACCCCAAAACAAAAAAAACAUACAUAUAUAAUAUCAUAGUAAUUUGUUCUUUUACAGCCAUAAGAUUACACAGUUUUGUUGUUUUACAUCAACUAAUAAUUUCACACUUUUUGAAGGUUACAGUAUUACAAUAUUUACUUUUUCUAGCAGGUAACACAUACUUUUAAAGUUCCAAUGCACUUUUAAUAGAUUUAUUAUUUUUAUUAUUAAAUUAUUGCAAUUUUUCAACUUCUAGCAGUGUAUUCAUACUGGAAAUUUGAUAUUCAUUAAGUUGUGUACUGAAAAAUCCUUGACUUUUAAGUAAUCUACACUUUGUCCCAAAAUGCAGUAAUACUAGGACAUGGAAAUGCUGCUCAACAGCAAAAAUCGAUCUUUUAAUCAUGUUGUAGAUGUCUGAAACAGCUCUUCGAACACCUCAGACAGCAAAACAAACUGUGAUGUUUAAAAGUGGCAUUUCAAAGUAACAGUUUCGUUGAUAUCCAGUUCCUCACACAUUGUAAAAUGUAUUCAUGUAUUUUAUGCUAAUUGCAGACAAUGUAUCCACACUAAUUGGUAUGUAGCACAGACUGUACAAAGAGUUUAAAGUGUGGAGUUGGGACAGAUCAUCCCACAUCACUGGCAAUACAUGAGCCCUCUGUGUCACUGUCUGUUUUGUAUUUUGGCCUAAAUUUGUAAUUUAAAAGAGGACUACUGAUUUAUGACCUUCCCAUGAAAUUGGGGGCCUCUGACAAAAUCAGAGCAACACAGGCUGUAAUUUGCUCAAACCUUUGCUCUUCAGGAUAAGUUAAAGUCUUAAAAUGUUUGAUCCUACAUUUCCCAGAAUGCAAUUCUUGAUGGUAUCAUCAGGAUUCUUCCCACAGACUUGGCAAACUCAUCCAGAGCUACAUAAAAACACUUUUCACCUGUUUUCACAGACUGAGGAGUACUAAUUCUGGCAGGUAAACUCAACGUCAGGUGUAAAAUCUGUGGAUUGCCCUUUAAAAUAAAUUUAAGUAAACAUUCUGAAAAAGGAACGGCAAGAAAAUAAUGAUUCUCUGUGAGAAAUGAAUGUCAGUUGUUGUUCCUGGCACUAAAUCCAGAGCUAUUUAGUUCAGCUGUCCUUCUGGGAAUAAAACCCUGAUCUAAUGGAGGCUCACAGCAAAAUAUCAAAUUCUUUAAUGACAGGAACCUGAAAUUCCACAUAGACUUUGUUGCUGUGAGACAAGAGUGACCCAAGUCAGCCACAACCAACCAGUAAUGAAGCCUGUUGAGUUAUAACCAAACACUAAUGUAAUUGUAACUAAAAAAAAUCAACAAACCACUGUUCCAGUCUAUUUUUAAGUCAUUUACAGGUUAUGUGUAACAGUCAUGCCUAAAAAAACAAAUAAUAAAAGUAAGUGGCUCAAAAAAUGGACAAUUUGGUCUACAUUUUAAAAACAAACAAACAAAAAACAGCUGUGUUAAUACUGUGCCAUGUGGAGCCCCCCAAAUUACUGAAUUCAUCAAUUCAACAUAUAACAAACACAUUUAUGUAAAAUUACAUAAUUAAUACAAGUUGCAUCUAAUUUUGACAAAAUUACCUAAAUCAUUUAGAACUCAUAUUUACAGUAACAGUUUAACAAUUUCAUUUAUUUACAAAAAUGAAAAAGAUUGUAACAAAUGUAUUUUAAUCUUUACACGUAAGAAAAAACUCAGUUUCCUUAAAAAUACGUCUCAUAGUUAUUCAGUUAUUUUACCUAAGGUGUGUCACUAUUUAAAAAAUAAUUUUAUUGAUAUUAUAUAUAUAUAUAUAUAUAUGUUACAGUGUACAUAGAUUUGCCACACAGAAAAAAGAAAUAACGAGAUAUCACCUUCAGUGCCACUCCAGUGUGUUUAAUGGUGUCAGCCUGGCUUCCCAGUAAAGACUGUCUGUGUCCAUCACUGGAACCCAGUAAAACCAGCAGGACUCCUGUUUCCUCCUCUGCCCUCAGCAAACUCAUUCAGUGGACAAUGGGACAUAUGAUGUCAGCACAAUAAAAUCAUUUCCUCUUUAUUACAUCUUGCAUAACCUUUUAUUCAUUGUCGCAGAUUUGCAGCCAAUGUUCUCAUUUUGGUCUCUUAAUUGACAAACCAGCUUUUCCAGAUUAAACUGGAUUUCCACAGACAGAGCUGAGGCUCCACAGCUCAGCAUUAACGUGAAUCCCUGUCUAACACCCGGCCGGGAGAAAGUCAGAAGAGUUAAGUGGAAGGUUCGCCAGUUAUGCCCUUUUAAUUCAAUUAGCUCCAGUGUAAACAGUAAGCGCUUGACACGGGAUGACAACUGGACCGACAUGACAGAGGCCCGCUGGGGAGGCUGCUGUCUGCCCGCCUCGGUGCUCCGACUGCAGGGGAGAGAGAGAGGAGUCUGCCGGCUGGGCCUGGAGGGGCUAUUUUGAAAAGUGACCCCCUCACACACACACACACACACACACACACACACACACACACACACACACACACACACACACACACACACACACACACACACACACACAGCUGCGCGGAACCAUGACAGAAGAUGACGGAUACAGUUGUCGCGGAGGGACAAGUCAAAUUCAGAGAUGGAAAAAAGUGGAAGACUCGGUGGGUCGUUCUUCGGAAGCCCUCUCCGGUCGCAGACUGUCUGUCUUUGCUGGUGUAUAAAGAGAAGAAGAAAGGGAAGGAGAAGAGCGGCAGCCACAAGGAGAGACUCAGUGUGACACUGGAGGGGAUCUGUGGUGUGGAGCCGGGUCCUGGGUAUGACGGAGUAUCCUACAGCCUCUCCAUCCUUUGCCUGAAUCACAUGCUGGUCCUGGGCUUCAACAGCAGAGACGCCCUGCUGGCCUGGGACGCCCGCAUCCGCUACAGUCUGGGAGAAGUCCACAGGUUCAGUGUCAAUGUCGAACCUGGUACCAAGCUGGAAAGCGGCCCCGCCUCCCUCCACCUGUGCAACAACCUCUUGGUCCUCACCAGAUGCCUCCCUCCCGUCGUCAUCGGCCACUGGAAGUUGUCAGCCUUGCGUCGAUACGGCGCCGUGCAAAAUGGCUUCGUGUUCGAAGGAGGAACUCGCUGUGGAUACUGGGCUGGUGUUUUCUUCUUGUCCUGUGCAGAAGGAGAGCAGAUCAGUUUUCUGUUUGACUGCAUUGUCAGGGGCAUCACCCCCAGCAGGGCCCCGCAUGGCGUGCGACCCAACCUGCCAGCAGAUCCCAGUGCUGACCCAGCUUCAAUAGAAGAACGAAUCAGCCAGGAGGCAUCAGAGCUGGAGAAAAGACUCAGCAUGUUGUCUAACUGCAGCCUGGCGAGCAGCACAGCCUCCACUUACAGCUGUAGCACAUCUGUUGCCGGGGACGACCGAAGCAGCAUCUCCAGCUCCUCCUCCAGUCAAUCAGACACCAGCUAUGGAAGUAGACUUCCAUUCUGGGUGGAGCCUCUCACUAGAUCGCAUCUGUCCAGUGAGACGGCGUCGAGCUGCUCCACGCUGAAGGCUUUGACCGGGUCAGAUGACCGGCUUUACGCUGCCGUGAUGGGAGGCCCUGGGAGCCGACCAUCCUCAGCCCAGCUCCAUCCUCGUGGUCUCCAUGACAGCGGGAGGCAGAGCUCCUUAGACAGCGGGAUUGGGAUAGCGGCAGGCAGUCAGUCAUCGUCUUACUCAGGGAGCUACUCCUCCUGUACAGGAAGUCUGGACAUGGCCUGCCAGGGAGGAGGAGAGGAGUUUGGCUCUGUGGCCAGCCUACCUGCAGCUCCUUCACUUCCGUCUUUACCUCCUCCUGUUCCUCCGCCAACACCUCCACCUUCUCCUUGUCAGCCCCUACCCACCCCAGAGCACAGGCCUGCUAGCACCUCCUCUACAUGCUCCUGCGCCUCCAGAUCUGCGUCUCGUGCAUCUCGCAGGCACAGUGAGGAGUACCAGAUCCCCAGCCUGCUCAGAAUGAGGUACGACACCCCCAGGAGUGUGCUCCAGGUUCUGUCUCUGAGAGAAACCCAGAGAGAACCACCUGAGCUGGGCAGGGACAGCAGGAUCAGUGAGCAUGGAGGUGGUAGUCCAGCAGGGUUGAGCCCCAAAGGACUGAGGGCUCAGUGUCAGGCAAUGAUGCAGCGCUCGCUCUCCUGGGGCAGUGAGAGGGCGCCCUCUGUGGACAGUGAAGGGAGGUCCACACCCAGACCCCUACUGGUCCAUGAAGGUUUGGUUGGUGGAGAAACACAGUGCAGUCAUGGUCUCGACAACUACAUCACUCCAGAGCAGUGGCGGUCAGCGAGGAACAGAUGCUUGACUCAGGUUGAUCACUCUCCAUCACCGAGCCUGGCACCUUCUGCAGAUACAAAAGACCCUCCUCUCUGUCACACAGAGAAACACAAAGACAGCGGGGAUGUUUGGAAACUGGCAGGUCUGAAGAGGUUUUUUCCUUCUCGGCCACCUUCUGCUCCUCCACCUCUUCCUGUUUCACUGAGCACGCUCAGACCAACAUCAGCUUGUGGUGUGUUUCAGUUUCGACAUGAAGCUCCUCUGUUCCAGGACACCAGGCCUAAUGGCGACAGUACUGUUAAUUAUGUCAACAUCCCCAUUAGCCCCCUCCCGGCUAGAACUAGAGAGCUGCACUCCACUGAGUUGGACCUGCAGGAGCCCGGCUCGGCUCCCCACAGCGCCGUGAGAGAAGAGGGCUCUAUCAGAUACGCCCACCUCGACAUCACUGCCAUGGAAACGGCUCAGAGAGUGGCGAUGGAGCAUGUUCAGGGCAGAGAGGACAGACUGACUCAGCCGGAGAGCAGGCGGCUAAGGCCACCAAAGUGA
Messenger RNA from Acanthochromis polyacanthus (spiny chromis), 9098 nucleotides. RefSeq names its product docking protein 7b (gene dok7b). Gene Ontology annotation, biological process: positive regulation of protein tyrosine kinase activity; neuromuscular junction development. NCBI's taxonomy places the organism in Eukaryota, Metazoa, Chordata, Actinopteri, Pomacentridae. The record is from RefSeq and is a predicted model, not a curated record. The transcript has 13 exons. Bases 6849 to 9098 code for a protein of 749 amino acids. Gene Ontology annotation, molecular function: protein kinase binding.